AUGUUCGAGGCCAACACCCACUUCGACACAAACAGCUGCCCCGUGGUGGACGUCCCGUGGUUGUCGGCCGCCCACGACGAGGCCGGCUUUUGGUUGAUGCUCGUGGGGGCGCUUCUGCUUGGAUGCUCGGCAGUUCUCGUUGCAGUAUCUUGCCGCCAUUGCCGCAAGAAGGCGCAGAUCCAGCAGUUUCGAGAGACCGCCACUGCCGGUGGAGCAGAGCCUGUGAUCGGCAGGCCUUGCAGCCAGAUUGGUGGGGCAAAGAUCGUGGAUGGACAGACGCCGGACAUGCCUGGUGCGGGCAAUGGAGCUACCGACCCAGACAGCUGUGUGUAG
This is a messenger RNA of Symbiodinium necroappetens, 333 nucleotides long. NCBI's taxonomy places the organism in Eukaryota, Dinophyceae, Suessiales, Symbiodiniaceae. The record is from the annotation of a GenBank genome assembly.